GAAUGAUUUGUCGCUUGUGUUUGAAAGAAGUUAAUGAAUUUAAAAGCGUCUUUGAUGCGGCGGAGUCCAAACUGGAUAUGGCCUCAAUAAUUGCAAAAUAUUUUUGGUUUGAGCUCCAACAAAACGAUCAAAUAUCAACAGUAAUUUGUAAUAAUUGUUGGCUUAAAGUCUCUGAUUUCCAUGAGUUCUAUAAAAGUGUUGAGAAAGCUCAGAGCAAUUUAGGCGAGAAUGUCGUAGUGAAACUAGAAAACAAUAAUGUAGAGCAUUCCAUAGAAAAUGUUAUGAUUCAAUCGAUUCCUUUUUCAAAUAAACUUGAGCCCAAUGAUGAUUUGAACGAAUCCAAUGAUGAGGAUCCUUUCGAGAUGCCAAUAGAUGAGGCGGAUAAUAAUCCAUCAUUACUUUUAAAAGAAAACGAUUUCAAUGACAAACGUUUUAGCACUAAUGCUGCGGAAGAAGUUAGGAAUGUCAUUAAUUACAAAGAUGAAAAAUUUGAUGAUGACGAUGGCGACCCAUUUAAUAGCGAGGAAACAAAAAUUGGCAGCAAAAGAGAAAGUACUAAACUAUCAAAAAAGGAAAAAUCUGUCAAGUCUGCAAGAACGAUUAGAAUGAAACAUGCUUCGCCCAAAUUACCACGGAAUGCAAAUGAAAAAUGUACAAGAAAAUUGAGAAAAAACGAAAACAAUGAUUCAAAAAAGACAAAAGUGAAAAAACCCCUUGAAGAUCCCAAAAGUUUGGCUAUCGAUGAGGAGAUCGCUAAGUUUAUGAAACUACAAUGUGAGCGAUGCAAGUUGGAAGUUGCAAACUUUAGCGCUCUUCAAAGUCAUAUGCUCACCGAACAUAAAAUCAAAGGUUACGCCCGAUGUUGUCAUAGGAGAUUUUCGUCGCGAUUUUUGCUAAUUGACCAUAUACGACAGCAUUCAAAUCCUGACAGUCUGAAAUGCGAACCAUGUAAUCGUGUUUUUGCCGAUCGCAAUUCUAUGCGCAAUCAUUUGCUAAUCAAACAUCAAAAAGACGAAGAUAAAAUGUUUUCUUGUUCUCGAUGUCCAAAGAAGUUUGUUAGAAUGUAUUUGCUGCGGCAACAUGAGCUAGUGGGCCAUAGCGAUCACAAAAAUGCUUGUCUGGCUGUUGACGAAGAGAUCGCCAAGUUUAUGCCGUUGCAUUGCGAGUUAUGUAGUGUAGAGGUGGAAAAUUUCACAGCUCUUAAAGGCCAUAUGCGUGUUGAGCAUAAUAUGAAGGGUUAUAUGAGAUGUUGCAAUAGAAAAUUUUUUGAACGUGGCUUACUUGCUGAGCAUAUACGCACACACCUAAACCCUGCUUGUUACAAAUGUGAGAAAUGUAGUCUUGUUUUUCCGGACCGUAAGUCCAUGCGUAAUCAUUUUCUUAUGAUUCAUCAAAAGAAGGAAGAUAAACCUUUUGCAUGUUCACAAUGUUCUAACAAAUUUGUUACCGUAUACUUGUUACAAUUACAUAAAGUGGUUGCUCAUGGUGAUCCCACAAAUACUUGCAAAAGCUGCAGUAGAAAGUUCAACACUGCAGGUGAAUUAACGGCUCAUAUUAAAGAGCAAUGUCUAUGCGACACAUGCGCGGAAGUUAUAUGUGGAGUUGCAGCUUUUCAACAUCAUAUACUGGGUCAUGAAAAAAGUCUUGCGGGCUCGAAAGAUUCUAAUGUUUGUGAUAUUUGCCGCCAAGAUAAACUUUGUGUUCAUAAUACUACACGUACUUUCGAUAGCAAGGUCUCCUCUUUCCAUGAAAAUUUUCCAUUCCCUUAUCAAUACACAUCUACAUCGCAAGAAAAUGCGUCCACAACGAUGCUUACGCACCCGAAUUAUACUCACUCUUCAGGCGACCAUUGA
Molecule: messenger RNA, 1853 nt
Organism: Glossina fuscipes
Lineage: Eukaryota; Metazoa; Arthropoda; Insecta; Diptera; Glossinidae
Product: transcription factor grauzone-like
Exons: 6
Coding region: 3-1853 (616 amino acids)
Biological process (GO): regulation of DNA-templated transcription
Cellular component (GO): nucleus
Molecular function (GO): zinc ion binding; RNA polymerase II cis-regulatory region sequence-specific DNA binding; DNA-binding transcription factor activity, RNA polymerase II-specific
Source: RefSeq, a predicted model, not a curated record